Molecule: messenger RNA, 4822 nt
Organism: Scophthalmus maximus (turbot)
Lineage: Eukaryota; Metazoa; Chordata; Actinopteri; Pleuronectiformes; Scophthalmidae
Gene: topbp1
Product: DNA topoisomerase II binding protein 1
Exons: 28
Coding region: 247-4734 (1495 amino acids)
Biological process (GO): DNA replication initiation; mitotic DNA replication checkpoint signaling; mitotic G2 DNA damage checkpoint signaling
Source: RefSeq, a predicted model, not a curated record
AGAAGUGAACACCGGAAAUUACGCAAAAGGCGCGAAAGAAAUCAACAAAGCGUACAAUUCAACGACGCCGACCUACUUCCAUUGGAUUCUGAAGAUGUUCUGAUGAAUGCGGGUGUCGCCAUGGAGACUGUGGACCGCUCGGUCGUGUCCGUGUGAAAACUACGUUUGAAUGUUCACGAUCAAACAGAGGAGCUGGUUUCCUUCAUCGUUGUGUAGGUGGACUCGUCAGGGACCUGGGUCAGGACAAUGUCCACCAUGUCCACGGGAGACAAGGAAGGCUUCAUCGUGAAGUUUGUCCAAAGUGAAGGACUGAGACCAGAGACUGCUGUCAAGGCGUAUGAGGCCAUUUUGGAGCUUCAGUCCGACAAGUACCUGAGGACGGUGGAGGACGAGGCCGUGUUACAGAUGAAGCAGAAGGACAAGUCUCUGUUUGUGUUCAGCACCUUCAGCUCUCCAGCCUUUCUGCACUGCAAGAAGCUCGGCUGCCGGGUGGUGAGUCCGCUGGUGGUACUGUACUGCCUGCAGCAGCAGCGCUGUGUCCCCAAGGCAGAGCGGCCGGUCUACAACAUGGCCAUGGCCGACGUCACCGUGUCCUGCACCAGCCUGGAUAAAGCAACACGGGCGGAGGUGAUGGAUCUGGUGCAGCUCAUGGGUGGACGGGUCUAUCUUGACCUGAAUGUGUCUGUCACACACCUGAUAGCCGGAGAGGUGGGCAGCAAGAAAUACCUGGUGGCUGCUAGCCUGGGGAAACCCAUCCUGCUGCCCACAUGGGUCAGAGCCUGCUGGGAAAGAUCUCAGGACAGCCUUUUCAGGUACACAGAUUUACCCGUGGACGACUAUGCGUGCGCUGUGCUGCGCGGCUGCACCGUGUGUGUGACGGGCCUCUCCAGCACAGAGCGUAAAGAAGUGCAGCGGCUCUGUGAGCAGCACGGAGCCAACUACACUGGUCAGCUCAAGAUGAACGAGUGUACACACCUCAUCGUCAGUGAACCCGCAGGUCAGAAGUACGAGUGUGCUCGGAAGUGGAAUGUGUAUUGUGUGUCUCUGCACUGGCUGUUUGACAGCAUCGAGAAGGGCUUUUGUCAGGACGAGAGCAGGUACACUGUGGAGCGCAAUGCGUCCAAGACCACUCGACCACACACUUCUACCCCUACAGGCACCAGCAAGAAGGAGGACGGUCCAUCUCUGUUGGGUUUGAGCCACAUCUCUGUAAACGCGAGCAUGACGGUACAUGACACGGCCCUCGGCAGCAGCACCGUCAGCCACCUGGAGACCCCGGACCCCAUAGAUGGCCUGGACCUCACCAUCUGUCCAGUUGAUGAUCUACUGGAUGGCUGUAAGCUGUAUCUGUGUGGCCUGCCAGGGAAGAAAGUGGAGAAGCUGCGGCGCCUUGUGAACGCUGCAGGUGGUCUGCGCUUCAACCAGCCCAGUGAGGAGCUCACUCAUGUGGUCAUGGGAGAGCUGGAUCAGGACGUCAGAAACUUUCUCUCGAGUGUGACUCACAGGCCCCAUGUGGUAACGGUGCCGUGGCUGCUGGACACAUUCACCAAAGGCAGUUUACUGGCAGAGUCGGGCUACCUCCACCCCGACUGUCUGCCCCCUGCUGUGGCAAGCCGCCCCACCCCCAGCUCCCGGCCAUCGGUUGGCCCCUCCGCGGCCAGUCCCAGCACUCCGGGGCGAGCGGAGGAGGAUCUGCUAUCACAGUACAUGGAUGAUGACCCAACCGUAGUUGACAUGCCCUUACCAGAACUGGAGAGUAACAGCAGGAAGUCCAUGAGUACACUGGCAGAGCCUCAGCCUGAACCCUGGAGACCAAACCAGAGCAGAGGACGAGAGUCCGACUUCACCCUCCAGGAGGCCAGCGAGGCAGGACUGUUCGUCGGGAAAUGUUUCCUUCUUGUGGGCUUUGGCAAUGAGGCAGAAGCCCAGCUCGCUCUGCUGGUGACGGAACAUGGAGGCAGGGUGCUGAUGGGUCGCACACGGGUUGUGGCUGAUUAUGCAGUGGUGCCGCUGUUGGGCUGUUCAGUGGAGGCCACAGUGGACGAGGUGGUCACUGAUACCUGGCUGGCCAUGUGUGUGGAGAAAGAGUGUGUUCUGCAGCUGUCCUCCAACCCUUUAUUCACUCCUGUUCCUGCGAUGGACGGACUUCUACCUCUCAAGGGUUGUGUUCUCUCCGUCAGCCAGUUCACUGGAGCAGAGAGAGAGUCGCUGGUGGAGCUGGCUAAGCACCUUGGAGCCAAUGUGCAGGAUUACUUUGUGCGCCUGGCGAACCAGAAGAAAGGCAUGCUGGCCAGCACUCAUCUGGUGCUGCUGAGCCCUGAAGGCACAAAGUACCAUGCAGCAAAGAAGUGGAGGCUUCCUGCAGUCACCUCUCACUGGAUACUAGAGUCUGCUCGGACUGGCCAUAGAGAAGAGGAAGAGAGGUUCCUCGUGGACCUGCCACACUCACCAGAGAGGGAUGAAGAGAGUUAUGUCGGUGCUUCUCAGAAGCCUCCAGCUCGUUCCUCUCCAGAGAUCCCUUUGCUGGGUUUCCAGAGUGGUAAGGCAGUUACCCCGCUAGAUUUAGGUCGCUUUCAGAGCAAAGUGUUCCACUCCGUUUUGGACGAGAUGAAGCCCAAAGAUAACAACUGCACCCCGAAACAAAACCCAAGCGGCAGGAGGAACCCUCUUCAAAAGGAGCCCUCUCUGCAGCUGGACACUCCUUCUCGUUUCCUCAGCAGAGACCAGCUCUUCCGGCCCUCUUUUAAUGUCAAGGAUGCACUUGGAGCUUUGGAGACUCCAGGUGGGGGAUCCAAGCCAGGAGAAAGGAUAGAGACUCCACUGACGGAUGUCAUCAACCGGAACCUGAAGGUGGCUCUAGCUAAUAGCACUCGCAGCAAAGUCUCGGACAUGCAAGCCGUCUCAGCUAGCCCGCAGUUUACCAAGACUACAGAGAAGGAGGGUCCAGAAAAGGAGAGCGGCCCCCUGGCUGGUGUUGUGAUCUGUGUGGGAAAGAAGCUGAGCAAAAUGCAAAGUGAACUAAACGCCAUCGCUGCCUCACUUGGAGCCGACUUCAGGUGGGCUUGUGACGAUACAGUGACACACUACAUCUACCAGGGCCGAGUGGGAGACAACACCCGGGAAUACAGAGGAGUGAAGGAGAGAGGACUUCAUGUGGUCUCCCACCACUGGCUACAGGCCUGUGCUGAGGAGGAGAGGCGUGUCCCAGAGUCUCUGUACCCCUUCACCUACAACCCCAAGAUGAGCCUGACCCUGAGUCAGGUGCCCAGCAGCUAUCAGAGGUCUCCACCCGUCUCCACUCGCUCACAACUCCGACCGGUCGCUGACACCGAUGACAACAAAUCUGUGCACAGUGCCACAACGCUACAUGGAAAUGAAGAUCAUGAAGAGAUGAAUGAUACAACAGAAAGGAGCAAUAUUUCAGAGACUCUGGAAAUGAGGGAGAACCUUCACAAACAGCUCCAGGAGAUCAUGUCAGCCACCAAGCUGACGACAGGGAGGCGGACCUCAGUCAGACCUACCAGGAAGGGGUCAGGGGCCGCUGAUUCGAGGCCCCACACACCUGACAGCUGCCGAGUGGGACGUAGUGGCAACAGGCGUACUCUAGAAGCCCUGAGGGUUCCCAGAGAAACAGCCAUGGACCUGAACACAGAACCAUCCCAGAGUGAGCAGAUAGUCUGGGAUGACCCUACAGCCAGAGAGGAGAGGGCUAAGCUGGCUGACAAUCUCCAGUGGCCUGGUAGUCCCUCACAGCAGUCGGAGACCCUCCCACCUCCUCCUCCUCCCACUGUAGAGAACGGCCCCCAUGACUCCAUGACAGACUCUGAGCUUGUGGAGAUGGCUGCUUGUGAUGUCAUUGACCAGCAUAUGGGCCAGAAAGUCAUGACACCUCCCUCCAUCCUUACUCCUAGAGCCCCCAGCCUAGCCUUCCCUAUCGCAAACCCCCCGGUUGCACCAGAGCCACGGGAGGAGCAAGAGGAAGAAAAGCAGCCACCCAGAUUUCAGCUCUCCUCCCUCACCCCUCAAGAGCGCAUUGAUUACAGUCAACUCAUAGAGGAGCUUGGGGGCGUUGUCCUGGACAAGCAGUCUUUUGACCCCAGCUGCUCCCACAUCAUCGUAGGAACUCCUCUGCGCAAUGAGAAAUACCUGGCAGCAAUGGCAGCUGGCAAAUGGAUCCUGCACCGCUCGUAUCUGGAGGCCUGUCGAUCUGUGGCUCGCUUCAUCCAGGAGGAAGAGUAUGAGUGGGGCAGUAGAUCUAUCCUGGAUGCUUUGCCCUCCAUCAACUCCCAGCAGAGGAGACUGGCCUUAGCUGCCAUGCGCUGGAGGAAAGCCCUGCAGGGACACUCUGAAAAAGGGGGGGCCUUCAGCGGAUGGACAGUCAUGUUGAACAUCGACCAGAACAGAGAAUCAGGCUUCAGGCGGUUACUGCAGUCUGGCGGAGCAAAGGUGCUCCCCAGUCCCUCCCCAUCCUUGUACCAAGAGGCCACUCACCUGUUUGCCGACUUCAGUCGGCUGAAGCCCGGAGACUUCAGAGUGGACGUGUCUGAAGCUUCCUGCGAGGGCGUCACAUGCUUGAAGCCAGAGUACAUCGCAGACUACCUCAUGCAGGAGCCGACUCCACCCAUGGAGCCGUACCACUUGACUGCACCCCGUGAGGAAACUCCAGACACCCCGUCACGUAAACGCAAAGCAGCCACCGACACCUCCAGGCUGAAAAAGAGCCGUCUAAACUGAAGUGUAACUGUAAAUAUUGUCGUCGUAAUCCUCUGUGAACUUCGUUUUUAAAUAUGAUGUAUUCAAAUAAAAGAGACGUAGCACUGGU